Oryza brachyantha (malo sina) is the source of this 1252-nucleotide messenger RNA. RefSeq lists its product as uncharacterized. Bases 202 to 933 code for a protein of 243 amino acids. The record is from RefSeq and is a predicted model, not a curated record. The transcript has a single exon. Lineage: Eukaryota; Viridiplantae; Streptophyta; Magnoliopsida; Poales; Poaceae.
AGCAAAGCAACACCAAAGCACCACCUUCUUCUUCCUCCACUCGACUCGAUCGAUCCCACUCGCUCUUCCCAAAGCCACACCCGCCAUUGCUACCAACCUCGAUCUGCGCCCUGCAUUGUGGGUGUGCCACUGUAGAUCGGCGCCACGGAGUCCACCGCCGACAGGAGGUUGCAGCCGGCCGGCGUUGGCGGCGGCGGAGGCAUGGAGCCCGGGUUCGGGAAGCGGAUGAUGCACGUGCUGCGCGCCGUGUACCACAUGCUGCGGCGCGGGCUCUGCCGGAAGCGCCUCAUGAUGGAUCUCCACCUGCUGCUCGGCCGCGGCAAGCUCGCCGGCAGGGCGCUGCGCGACGUGCUCCUCGCGCACCAGCCGCACGGCCACGGCCUCGGCGCCGUCGCCGUGGCGGGGCGCCACCAGUACGGCCCCGCCGCCGCGGCGGCGGGGGCGGCGGCGGCCGACGUGGAUGACUCGUCGGCGCUCUCCUUCUACCACCAUAACCCCAGGGACGUCGAGUUCAGCUGCACCACCACGCCGUCCUACGCGCCGGGGGUCUUCCCCUUCAGGCCGUUCCGCGGCCGAGGCGGCUCCCGCCACGCCGGCGCCGCAAACAACUACGGCGGGCUCGACGCCUCCGCCGUGGCCCGCGUCUUCGAGAUGCUCAACACCGAGGCCGCUACCGCCGCCGGCGCCGGCGGGGAGACGCCGUCGUCCUCGUCGUCGCUGCCCGGGGCCACGCCUUCCCCGCUGCUGGCGCUCAGCCUCGGCCGCAGCCCCGCCGGAGCGCGGCAGCUGCGCGUCACCGACUCGCCGUUCCCCGUCGUGCCACCCGAGGGCGUCGACGGCCGCGUCGACGACAAGGCCACCGACUUCAUCGAGUGGUUCCGCCACCAGCUCCUCCAGCAGCAGUCGGCCGCCACGCCGGACCACCGUGGCUAGCCGGCCGGCCGCCUCGCCCUCGCCGGCGAAUACUGAAGCACGAGAAGCUUUAUAUAUAAUGGGACCACGUGGCGUCUAUUUGUUUCACUGACAUGUGGGCUUCGACUUUUUCUACCUGCAUGGCUGCGUGUAAUUUUUUCCUCGGUUAAUUUCCUCCUCGCUUGUGGUAAAUCUCUCUAUUAUAUAUAUAGAGUUCAAGAGGAGACGAGAUUAAAGAAAAAAAGGCUUUUGCAGUUGCAUAAUUGCAUUGCCCACAACAACUUGUAUCUGCCAUAUAUAUCAUCCAUAUGAGACGAAAUGAUAUUUUUUGCACUUUAAA